CCAAUCGGCAUCGAAUCUACGUCAUCACGUCAGCGUAUAAGCAGAAGGAGCGGGAGCGUUCGGCAAACUACUGAACACUGAAGAAAACAAACCGAACAUCAUGGCUAUGAGGAGUGAAUUGCGUUUGGAGGAGGAGGUAGAGGUGGAGGAGAACUUCGGCCCUCAGCCCAUCAGUCGACUGGAGCAAAGCGGUGUGAGCAGCAGUGACCUGAAGAAGCUGGAGGAGGCGGGCUUCCACACCAUCGAGGCCGUGGCCUACACCCCCAAGAAAGAGCUGCUCCACAUCAAGGGCAUCAGCGAGGCCAAGGCCGACAAGAUCCUGGCGGAGGCAGCCAAGCUGGUGCCCAUGGGCUUCACCACGGCAACGGAGUUCCACCAGCGGCGGGCGGAGAUCAUCCAGAUCUCCACCGGCUCCAAGGAGCUGGACAAGCUGUUAAUGGGGGGAAUGGAGACAGGUUCCAUCACGGAGAUGUUUGGAGAGUUCCGGACGGGGAAGACACAGCUGUGCCACACUCUGGCUGUCACCUGCCAGCUGCCCAUCGACCAGGGCGGGGGAGAGGGCAAGGCCAUGUACAUCGACACCGAGGGAACCUUCCGGCCGGAGCGCCUGCUGGCCGUGGCCGAGAGGUACGGGCUGGUGGGCAGCGACGUCCUGGACAACGUGGCGUACGCCCGGGCCUUCAACACCGACCACCAGACCCAGCUGCUGUACCAGGCCUCCGCCAUGAUGGCAGAGUCACGCUAUGCCCUGCUCAUCGUGGACAGCGCCACCGCUCUGUACCGGACGGACUACUCCGGUCGGGGGGAGCUGUCGGCCCGACAGGGCCACCUGGGACGCUUCCUACGCAUGCUGCUGCGGCUGGCCGACGAGUUUGGCGUUGCCGUGGUGAUCACCAACCAGGUGGUGGCCCAGGUGGACGGGGCGGCCAUGUUCUCGGCCGACCCCAAGAAGCCGAUUGGAGGAAACAUCAUGGCCCACGCCUCCACCACGCGGCUGUACCUGAGGAAGGGGCGGGGAGAGACCCGGAUCUGUAAGAUCUACGACUCCCCCUGCCUCCCGGAGUCGGAGGCCAUGUUCGCCAUCAACGCCGACGGCGUGGGCGACGCCAAGGACUGAGCCGUCGCCACGACGACGACCUGACCACACGACCAGGUGACCGGGCGGGGUCCCGGGCCGGAGACGCCAUCAAUUAUGUUUUUCAGUUUGUGAAACGUUUCCAUUUUAUUCCGGCGUGAUUCCAUGCAAGGUCACGAUGCCGGUAGCUAAGGAGGGUUGGGUUGCCUGGCGACCAGGCCCGUUGCCUAGGAACCCCUUAGCGCCCCCUACAGGCCUCAGGACGGACUCCGAGGAGAUGGAGAGAUAUCGUUUGGUCAUAAUUUAACCUACUUGUUUCGCGGUGACGUGUUUGUGUCGUUAUGUUUGUUUUGCGUGAGAAAGGAGAGCCUAAGAUCUGCCCGUCUUGUAUAUGUUUUAAAACACGUCCCGAGAAACGUCUGUACCCAUCUGUACAUAAAGUGUAAUAAUAAAUGUUUUAACGUCUACCAGACCACGUCCCUUCUGCAUC
Molecule: messenger RNA, 1565 nt
Organism: Gadus chalcogrammus (walleye pollock)
Lineage: Eukaryota; Metazoa; Chordata; Actinopteri; Gadiformes; Gadidae
Gene: rad51
Product: RAD51 recombinase
Exons: 10
Coding region: 101-1117 (338 amino acids)
Biological process (GO): double-strand break repair via homologous recombination; chromosome organization involved in meiotic cell cycle; mitotic recombination
Cellular component (GO): condensed nuclear chromosome
Molecular function (GO): single-stranded DNA binding; DNA strand exchange activity; ATP binding
Source: RefSeq, a predicted model, not a curated record